Messenger RNA from Trichophyton rubrum CBS 118892, 1574 nucleotides. RefSeq lists its product as uncharacterized. Lineage: Eukaryota; Fungi; Ascomycota; Eurotiomycetes; Onygenales; Arthrodermataceae. Gene Ontology annotation, molecular function: 3'-5'-RNA exonuclease activity. The transcript is spliced from 2 exons. Bases 1 to 1200 code for a protein of 399 amino acids. The record is from RefSeq and is a predicted model, not a curated record.
AUGCAACUUCCCCGGCCUUUACUUAUUGCUUGUGGCACACUCUACUAUCAGCGGCCAGGAACUCGCAGCUACAACCAGGACUCCAGCCAGCCAGCAGCCGCAGCCACGGCCUCUACGUCGGCUUCCCUGCCCUGUCUCUUGAGUAGCUUCCACGGCCAGCCCGCCAGGAUACCCGAAGAGCUCGCGGAAGGCAUUUACGAGCCAACCAGCCUUGCACAUGGAACCAGGAUGACCCGCGUUCUCGUAGCAGAAGCCCACGAUGGAAAGGGGCAGCAGCAGCAGCAGCAGAUAAAGAGGCCAGAGGGGGGCGGCGAUGAAGACGAAGACGGGAGGCAAGGCAGCUUGCUCUUCCGCAUCCUCACGCAUAACAUCCGCUAUGCAACAACCUCGCCCUCCGCCGGCGAGCAGCCAUGGAGCAUCCGCGCGCCUCACAUCGUCAACGAGCUCGACUACCACAGCCGGCUGAACCCAGAGAGCUUCGUCUGUCUCCAGGAGGCGCUGCACAACCAGGUCACCGACGUCCUGGCCGGCCUCAACGCUCGCCCGCACGCCCAGGCCGAUGAAUGGGCCUACUACGGCGUGGGCAGAGACGACGGCAAGCAGGCCGGAGAGUACUCGCCCAUCUUCUACCGCCCGGCCGUCUGGACGCUGCAGGAGAGGGAGACCGUCUGGCUGUCCGAGACGCCCUCUGUCCCGUCCAAGGGCUGGGACGCUGCCUCGAUCCGCAUCGUCACCAUCGGCGUCUUCAACCACAAGGCCUCCAACACCACCGUGCUCGCCAUGAACACCCAUCUCGACGACCAGGGCAGCAAGUCCCGUCUCGAGUCGGCCAAGCUGAUUCUCAGUCUCAUCCAAAAGUACCUUGCUCGCCACCCCGAGGUCAAGGGCAACUUUCUCGCGGGUGACUUCAACAGCAUCGAGAGCCAGGAGGCCUACCGGGAGUUCACCAAGCCGGGCUCCAGUAUCGUCGACACCUACAAGAAGGUUCCUGCCGCCCAGCACUAUGGAGACGAGAUCACCUUCACGGGAUUCGACGGCAAGACCAAGGGCAGCCGCAUCGACUAUGUCAUGGUCGGUCCUCAGUCGGCUUCUGCGUCCAUCCCUUUCACUGUCAAUGGGUAUGCUGUGGUGCCUAACAGGUUCGACAACCGCAUCUACAACUCCGACCACCGCGCUGUCGUCGCCGACGUCACUCUCUAGUCUAGUCUAUAGCCACACAAGUCCCAGUAGUACAUACAUAGCUUUUUCUUCCAUACAUAAAUUCAUCUUUUUUAUUUUGUAUCUUCGUCUAUCUGUUUUUUCGUCUUCCUUUUUUUUUAGCUUCUUCUAUGGCUGGCCUGCUUAUGUCAUGAUUACAUCACCUAAUUAGUCAUUUCUUAUUCAUCAGCGACGCCAAAAGAGCAAAAAAGACGAAAAGACGAGAGAAACGAAGGAAGAAACAAGCAGAAGCCGACGAUGAUUCCAUCUUUCGCAUCGCAUUCUCGGUCCUUCUCUUCGCUGACGAACAGGCCAAUUCCUGACUGCUAGUUACUCACCUCUCGCCUCUAGACGGCCGGCGUUGGGUUGCAGCUUCG